CUCUCUCUCUCUCUCUCUCUCUCUAGAGAAUGGCAAUGGCGACCACUGGAAUUUCUCAAAUCCCGUCCUCGAAAACCCUAAUACCAUCAAACCGAAGAUCCAAAUCCUCCACGCCUCUGCCUAGAUCCGCGAGCGCUGGCCUAUCUUCAUCUUGUUCUCAGAUCUCCGGCGAGAAGUUGAGCUCGAAGGCGGUUUUGCGGCCGAGAAAUUGCGACUCGAGAGGGAGAUCUCCGAUCUCGGUGUCUCCGAAGGCAGUUUCGGACUCGAGGAACUCGCAGACUUGUUUGGAUCCUGAUGCUAGUGUGAGUGUUCUUGGGAUUAUCCUUGGAGGUGGAGCAGGGACCCGGUUGUACCCUUUGACAAAGAAGAGAGCUAAGCCAGCUGUUCCUUUAGGGGCUAAUUACAGAUUGAUUGACAUUCCUGUUAGCAAUUGCCUGAACAGUAACAUCUCUAAGAUAUAUGUCCUCACACAGUUCAAUUCAGCAUCACUCAACCGCCAUCUUUCACGGGCUUAUGCAAGUAAUAUGGGCGGUUAUAAGAAUGAAGGGUUUGUCGAAGUUCUUGCUGCUCAGCAGAGUCCAGAGAACCCUAACUGGUUUCAGGGUACUGCUGAUGCUGUAAGACAAUAUUUGUGGCUCUUUGAGGAGCAUAAUAUUAUGGAAUUCCUGGUUCUUGCUGGGGAUCAUCUCUAUCGCAUGGACUAUGAAAGGUUUAUACAAGCACAUAGGGAAACAGAUGCAGAUAUAACUGUUGCUGCAUUGCCAAUGGAUGAAAAGCGAGCAACUGCUUUUGGUUUGAUGAAGAUUGACGAAGAAGGGCGCAUCAUUGAAUUUUCGGAGAAGCCAAAAGGUGAUCAGCUCCAGGCAAUGAAGGUUGAUACCACCAUUUUAGGGCUUGAUGAUGAAAGAGCAAAAGAGAUGCCUUUUAUAGCCAGUAUGGGUAUCUAUGUGGUCAGUAAAGAUGUGAUGUUGAAGUUGCUUCGUGAAAAAUUUCCUGGAGCCAAUGACUUUGGAAGUGAAGUGAUUCCUGGUGCUACUAGCAUCGGUAUGAGGGUGCAAGCCUACUUGUAUGAUGGUUACUGGGAAGAUAUUGGUACAAUUGAAGCAUUCUAUAAUGCAAAUCUUGGGAUAACUAAGAAACCAAUACCAGAUUUCAGCUUCUAUGACCGUUCUUCUCCGAUCUAUACACAGCCUCGAUAUUUACCACCAUCCAAGAUGCUUGAUGCUGAUGUUACAGACAGUGUUAUUGGUGAAGGAUGCGUGAUUAAGAAUUGCAAGAUUCACCAUUCUGUAGUUGGUCUUCGUUCUUGUAUUUCUGAGGGUGCAAUAAUAGAAGAUACUUUACUCAUGGGAGCAGACUACUAUGAGACUGAGGCAGACAAGCGGUUCCUAGCUGCAAAAGGGAGCGUCCCUAUUGGUAUUGGAAAGAAUUCUCACAUCAAAAGAGCUAUUAUCGACAAGAAUGCUCGUAUUGGGGAUAAUGUCAAGAUCAUCAACAGCGACAAUGUGCAAGAAUCAGCAAGAGAGACUGAUGGAUACUUCAUCAAGAGUGGCAUUGUGACUAUAAUCAAGGACGCUUUGGUCCCGAGUGGAACAGUGAUCUAAACCGAAAUGGUUGAGCUCUGCUAAGACAUAUUCUUUUUCUAGGUAUGAGGAAAUAAUCUUGUACAGUACUUUUCUUGAUAUAAGUCGUUUUUGCAAAGAGCGAGGGUGAGUGGACUUCAGUGAGAAACUCUGAUGUAUAAAUGACAUAGGCUAUUUUGAUAUUUAAUUUGAGUAGCUGUCUUCAUUUCCGGAAA
Molecule: messenger RNA, 1798 nt
Organism: Asparagus officinalis (garden asparagus)
Lineage: Eukaryota; Viridiplantae; Streptophyta; Magnoliopsida; Asparagales; Asparagaceae
Product: glucose-1-phosphate adenylyltransferase small subunit, chloroplastic/amyloplastic
Exons: 9
Coding region: 30-1604 (524 amino acids)
Biological process (GO): glycogen biosynthetic process
Molecular function (GO): glucose-1-phosphate adenylyltransferase activity
Source: RefSeq, a predicted model, not a curated record